Messenger RNA from Racocetra persica, 1103 nucleotides. The record is from the annotation of a GenBank genome assembly. Lineage: Eukaryota; Fungi; Glomeromycota; Glomeromycetes; Diversisporales; Gigasporaceae.
ACAUUCAUCUUGAUCCGUUUUACAUAAGUAAAAGCGAUCCUAUACAAUUAUGUCACCGACAAAACGAAACUAAUCCAGAUUCAAACACUGCGGGAGAAUAUGGAACUUUAUUAACUAGAUGCGAUGCACCAUAUACUUUAAGCAAUGAAACAAUGUCAUAUUUACAAAAUUCUUUUAAAAAUAUCGAUUUUAUUAUUUAUACUGGAGAUUUCGUUAGGCAUGAUCGAGAUAAAUCAAUCCCCAGAACUCAUGAACAUGUUAUUUUCGGCCAUGAAAUUAUAAUUAAAUAUUUUACAGAUAUUUUUGAUCCUGACAAGAUUAAGUUUUUUCCCACAUUGGGAAACAACGACGAAUUUGAUGAUGACCAGCUUUCACCAGGUCCUAAUGACCUAUUAAGUGCCGUGCAAAACGCAUGGGCUCCUUUAAAAUUAAAUUUGACAAAUGACUUUUCAGUUGGUGGCUAUUUUCGUCACGAUAUUAAUUCAAAACUUUCAAUCUUAAGUUUGAAUUCAAUGUAUUUUUUUCCCAAAAAUGUGCAAUCUCCGGAUUGUUCAGUUCCAAAUUCACCUGGUGAAAUACAAUUGAAAUGGUUUGAAAAUGAAUUGGAAAAUGCAAAACAUGAUAAUAGAAAAGUUUAUAUCAUGCAACAUGUCCCUCCUAUUAAUGUUACAGGGUACUCACAAUAUAACGAAUCAUGUUACAAUUCAUAUGUUGGUUUGCUUAGUCGUUAUCAUGACAUUAUUUAUGGACAUUUUUCUGGACAUACAAAUGAAGAUAAUACGGCAUUUCUCGUAUCCAAUUCAUCUUCAGGAUAUAAACUUAUUGGACUUGGCGACCCUAAAACAUUACAAUCACCUGAUAACUAUAAAAAUAUAGUUAUGCCAUUAUAUAAUGCCCCUUCAAUUGUUCCAGGUAUCAAUCCUGCAUUUCGUGAAUACUCUUAUUCUACUUCUGAUGAAACCUUUGGUAAAUUACAAAGUUGGGUUCAAUAUUAUUGUGAUCUACUAAAAGCCAAUCAAGAAGGAAAAAUCACUUGGGAGAUUGAAUACACCACAGAAUCUGCUUAUAAUAUGAAAGGAUUGGAUGUAAAUGAUUGGCUUGAG